AUGGAACAACGUAUGAGCACAACGAGGUUAUAUCCUAGGUCAGAUUCAGCCAUCGACAUAAAAGCGCGAAAACGUGUUGCAGAACUUUAUAAAUUAACUGACGAAAUAACCAAUGCUUCUAAUGAAAUAAAUGAAAUAUAUGCCAAUAAAAUCUAUCGAAAAUAUAGACGGUUAUUAGCAGUUAAUGCAAAACUAAAAAAACAAUUAAGUCAAUACCUCACAUUCUACAAUAAAACGAAGCAGACACAACAAAAAUCAUUGGUUUUUUUAGUUCGUAUUAUAUGCGAUAUUAAAGAUACAGAAAACUUUGAUGGUAAUGACAGUCGAUUUACUAAAAUAACAUGCGAUAAUAAUUAUAAUGAUUGUCAUGAAGGCGACGAUGGUGAUAAUAUUAAUAAUGGUGAUAAUGCCAAUGGUAGUGAUACUAUGAAUGAUGAAAACAAUGAAGAUAAACUAUUCAUGGCGAUGGAUCCAUAUGAAUUUGAAACAACAAAUGAUGAUAAUCAAUCAGAACAUGAAAUUAAAGAAAAAGGAAAUGAUUUUUUUCCAGAAACUGAUAGAGAUAUUGAUCAAAAUGAAGAGAAAGAUGAUGAGACAACUCGUUUACCAGUAAUUUUACAAAAUAUUAUUCGACAAAAAGCUAAAAAAAAUAAUAAUGCUAAAUCUUAUUUACUACAAAUUCCUCGUUAUCCAGCACUGUGUGAAUUUCUUUGUGAUAAAUCUCAUACGUCGUUUAAUCGUCGUCCGAGUGGAGCUCAAGUUCGUUCACUUAUUGUAAACCACUUAAGUCAACAUUUAGCUAAUGAUGUCAAAAUGCGUAUGCGUCUAUGUGAUGAAUUACGUGAGAUACAUCGAUCAUACAUGAGAACAUUCAUGAAUAAUCCACAUACAUCCGGUACUGAAUGUAUCUUUUCAUAA
Molecule: messenger RNA, 918 nt
Organism: Rotaria sordida
Lineage: Eukaryota; Metazoa; Rotifera; Eurotatoria; Philodinida; Philodinidae
Source: the annotation of a GenBank genome assembly